Molecule: messenger RNA, 1559 nt
Organism: Drosophila willistoni
Lineage: Eukaryota; Metazoa; Arthropoda; Insecta; Diptera; Drosophilidae
Gene: Fgop2
Product: FGFR1 oncogene partner 2 homolog
Exons: 2
Coding region: 265-1215 (316 amino acids)
Source: RefSeq, a predicted model, not a curated record
GGAACUAGUUCGUCAAACUGCAAAAACGAUGGCAACUUUGUCAGCUGUCAGCUAAAAUAAAAUAUAAUUGGGUCGCCAAAAUUUCUAUUAGCAUUCUUUUAUUUUAUUCAAAUCAUUUAUUUUGCAACAUAAAUUUUAAAUGAGUUGCAAAAAUUUCAAAUCACAGACGGCAAUGCACUAAAAACGAUUGUAAGCAGUAGUUCAAUUCAUUUCAUUCUUGCAGACAAAAGAAACGUAAAAUUUUCAAUUGGAUUAAUACACACCAUGUCGAAUCUAUCGGUGGGUCAGAUCAUAUUGGACGCUCAGCGUAUGGCCAGUCGGGUCAAGGACUUGGAUGUACUGGGCACAGCCUUGCUGGAGGAGGCAGAGACCAAUAAUCGGUUUGUGGAGAGCCUUCGACAGUAUCAGGAUGAUAUUGAGUCACUCAAUCGCAUUUCCAACAACAAGACCAAUGCCGAUAUGGUAAAUCGCAUCCAGCAGCAGAAUAUUAACAGUUCCGAAAUUCUCAAAGAGAAUCGUGAGCUAAAGAUCUGCAUUGAGGAUUACGAACGGGCCAUGGAGCUAAUGAUGCAAAAGUAUCGGGAACACACAGUGACCAAGGUGCUGGAUAGUAAAAUAAAUUUCAAGGAGCUCUAUAACGAGCGCCUGUAUCAGGUUAUACGGGAUCAACGGGAGAAAAUCAAUGAGAUGGCCGCCGUCAUGCAACGGGCAGCCACUGUGGACGAUGAUUUGGUGCAGCGGGAAUUGCAGACCAUAUCUCAGUUGCGUCUGGAAAAUGAAACGCUACGCGAAUUACUGCAAAUAUCUCGGCAAUAUGGUUCAGCUCAACGGCCCAUAAGAGAAAUGGAUCAUUUGCUGGAGGAGAAGGCAGUGCAAACUGAUAGCCAAGCCGAUGAUUCAGCUGAUGAUCUAUCCAUAUCGGGGGCAUCAGUAGAGAAUAUGAACAACAAUUCGGUUAUACAAAUAUAUAACAAUCCGGAGCCAAGCAAAACGCAAGCGCUCUCAAUUCCGCCGACACUGCCAGUCGAUGAGGAUCAACAGCAGCAGCAGCCGCAGCAGCUAGUUAAUCCAGUUGUGACCAAUGAGAAUAAUAAUGGACCCGCUGCGAUAACAACGACAACGACCACAACGUCACCAUCCCCAGCACCCGUUGCCGGUGAUGACCAACAAACAGAUCAGCAUCAGAAUCAGGCACCAGCGAACAAUCUAACAUGAUAGACGCCUAUUUCGGUUCCAUUACCGAUUACGGCAAUACAUCAAUCCUUGUCAUUGUUAAUUUUUAAUAUAUGCCUUUUGCUUUCAUUUUUUGUUUCACAAAACACACUUCCUCACCAGCUCAUAUAUACACACUCACACACAUACAUACAUACAUAAGAAAACAUCCAUCUAUAUAUACAUACACAUGGAUACUCUGCAUUAGUUCUUAGCAACUAAUAAUCUUUAAGUAAUUUAUACAUAAUAACAGGAAAUUACACACACACACACACGAACGUACAAUAUGUAUGUAUUCCGUGAUCUAUCGUCUUUAUGAUUUCUGAAUAAAAUUCCAUAACUUGAAA